AGUAACUUCACAAACCUUCUCAAACUCAUAUAGACGAACUCAUCCCACUAAUUUAAUCGAUUCUUUUAUUUGCAUUUUUUGUACCCUCUAAGAUCGACAGCUUGCACGUCAAUAUUACAAAUGAUGAUGAUGGCCAGGGCUCCACUUCACAUAUCAGAUACGCUUCAGUGAAUGGGACUAAUAACGGACAUUAGUUGGACAACGUAUAUGCAACGAGCGAGCGAUCUCCUUGUGGCCAUCUCAUCGGGUGCUGAGGAGCACAAGGCAAGGAUUCUUGAUCUUGCAUUCUCCGCCACCGAAGAGCUCAGGCUAGUGGCUCAAGAACAAGACUCGUGGAUUUUCGACGUUGACAGUGGCUAUGAGACUCUUAAUCAAACAGAAUACAAGAGAAGAUUCGAACCACUUGAUCCAGCUCUGGAGGAGAUUUUUCGACUCAUAUCACAAGGGAAGCCGCGUGACCUCAAUGAGAACGUCGAGUGUCAGCCCGGCCACGUGAGCUUUGACGGUUCCCGGGCCAAUGGGGUGGUUUACAGAAGCCCUGUCUGCCUUGUGAGCAUGUUCAUGGAUGAGGAUAAAUGGACAUCAACAUUCUCAAAUAUAGUCUCAAAGGCCAUAAAUCUAGCAGCUUUAACCACAGGGGACAUGGAGAAUGCAAAUGGCUCUGUGCAAGUGAUGUAUGCAGAGUUUCACAUCUGCUCUCCUCUUAUCUCGCCUCGACAAGUGUACUUCGUAAGGCAGUCGAGGCGGAUAGAUAACGACACUUGGGUUGUCGCCGAUGUUUCCCUGGAAACUAUAUACCCGAAUCCAUUCCCAGCAUCCAAAAGAAAGCCAUCAGGCUGCCUGAUUCAAGCCCUCGGGGAUGGAGUAUCAAAGGUUACUUGGGUGGAACACACUUCGGAACGUGAGGGCCUAGCGCCCUCUAUGUUCAAGGCACUGCUGGAAUCAGGGGUGGCAUACAGCGCCAAGCGCUGGAUCUCGACCCUGGAGAGACAAUGCGAAAGAAUAGCAACUCUAGAGGCGCGAGGCGACUCUCUUGAUGACAGAGGUUCAGGAGCUGCUAGGAAUGGUCUAUUGAGAUUGGCAGGAGGAAUGACGAGAGAUUUUAAUUUGAAGAUUUUCUCAACUAUGGAAGGUGGAUGGAGUGGAGUGAACCUACCAGGAGUUGAUGGGAUCCUAAUCAAGAACUGGUUGAUCCUUGAUGACCUUCAACAGAUCCCUCCUCGAGUAGCCGUGUCGAUCGCGACAUCAGUCUGGCUACCUGUGAAACAAGAUCAAGUGUUCAACUUCCUAAGGAAUGAGCAAAAUAGAGCUAAGUGGGAUAUUCUAGCACAUGGUAUGGAAGUUGAAGAAGUCGUACGCAUUUCUUCACCUCGAAACUCCACAGACUCGAUCUCAGUCGUUUCCCAAUGCUCGAAGAGAGGUGUGAUCACGUACCUGCAAGAGAGCUACAACGACUCUGUGGCGUGCUACACAGGCUACGCUCCCGUAGAUGUCCGGACAAUGCACCACAUUCUGCAAGGAGGAACUGCAGAUUCUGUGGCAAUCUUGCCUUCAGGGUUCGUCGUUCUACCUGAUGGAUCUACGGACCAGAGCAGUAUCCUGACUGUCGCAUUUCAGAUCAUCGAUGAAGAACUAACAACACCGGAAGAACUGCCGGAAAGCUCACUGAUCACGGCGUGCACACUGAUCAGAGAUACAGUUUCUCUGAUCCAAACAGCCCUUCUACAGGAAUUGAAUUGGCCUCCAACUUCCUAAAGACUAAUGCUUUUGGCAUUACAUUUAAUAGAUUGGUUGUGUAUUGUUUGUAGGACUUUUGGAUGAUGAACUAGUGUCACACUUUAUCAUUAAUCAAUUU
Salvia hispanica is the source of this 1855-nucleotide messenger RNA. Its product is annotated as homeobox-leucine zipper protein MERISTEM L1-like. NCBI's taxonomy places the organism in Eukaryota, Viridiplantae, Streptophyta, Magnoliopsida, Lamiales, Lamiaceae. Gene Ontology annotation, molecular function: lipid binding. The record is from RefSeq and is a predicted model, not a curated record.